This is a messenger RNA of Geodia barretti, 873 nucleotides long. NCBI's taxonomy places the organism in Eukaryota, Metazoa, Porifera, Demospongiae, Tetractinellida, Geodiidae. The record is from the annotation of a GenBank genome assembly.
AUGAACACCAAACAACUUCAACCUGUCCAAGACAAGUUUGCUCGCCCGAUCAGGGAUAUUCGUGUUUCGAUUACUGAUCGGUGCAACUUCCGUUGCGUGUAUUGCAUGCCGAAGGAAUUCUUCGGCUCGAACCAUGCUUUCAUGCAUCGAGAUGAACUGCUCACUUUCGAGGAAAUUGAUCGCUCGAUCCGAGCAUUCGUAGCCAAUGGCGUAAAGAAAGUGCGGAUUACCGGUGGUGAACCCAUGAUUCGUCGAAAUCUGCCAGAUCUGAUUUCGCUGCUUUCCGAGAUUCCUGGAGUCGAAGACUUGAGCAUGACGACAAACGCGUCGUUGCUGACCGCAUCCGCAGCUCGUACGUUGCACUCAGCCGGACUGCAACGUAUCACGAUAAGUCUUGACGCGAUAGACAACAAAGUGUUCGGAUCGAUCAAUGAUGUGAAAUUUCCAGUCAAGCGAGUGCUUGACGGAAUUGAAAACGCGCAGUCUGCCGGAAUAUCACCCAUCAAAGUCAACAUGGUAGUCGCCAGAGGCAUGAACGAAGACGAAAUCCUGCCUAUGGUUCGGCAAUUUCACAAUUCCGAUGUCAUUCUGCGAUUUAUUGAAUUCAUGGAUGUCGGCAAUACCAAUGACUGGCAAAUGGACAAGGUCAUUCCAGCGACUGAAAUUCUAGAUACGAUCCGCCGCGAAUUUCCGAUUUACCCAGUAUCGCCUACCUACCGAGGCGAAGUCGCCAAGCGUUGGAGAUAUAAAGACGGCAAAGGUGAGAUUGGCAUCAUUUCAUCCGUUACCGAACCUUUCUGCGGCACCUGCAACCGCGCCCGUCUGACAGCGGAAGGAAAAAUUUCACAUGCUGUUUGCAACCAGUGGAUUUGA